Molecule: messenger RNA, 1118 nt
Organism: Erinaceus europaeus (western European hedgehog)
Lineage: Eukaryota; Metazoa; Chordata; Mammalia; Eulipotyphla; Erinaceidae
Gene: MRPL45
Product: mitochondrial ribosomal protein L45
Exons: 8
Coding region: 12-1007 (331 amino acids)
Cellular component (GO): mitochondrion
Source: RefSeq, a predicted model, not a curated record
AGCUCCGCCCUAUGCGCCUUUUCUCCUUUCCCCCUCCCCCCCUUUCCACUCCUAGUUCCCAUCCCAGCGGCCUUUGCGUUUACAAGAUGGCAGCCCCCAUGCCGCGGGGUUUCUCUUGCUUAUCUAGGGCUUUGGGAUGGUGGUUUCGACAGCCAGUGUUGGUGGCUCCAUCUACGACUGUAGUACCAGUGAGAACUAAAAGACGUUUCACACCUCCUUCUUAUGAACCCAAAUACAAAUCAGAAAAGGAGUUUUUAGAGUAUGCCCGAAAAGCAGGGAUAGUCAUUCCUCCUGAACGUUUGGAGCGUCCCAUACAUCUGGCAUGUACAGCUGACGUCUUUGAUACCUAUGUACCUCCUGAGGGUGAUGCUCGACUGUCAUCUCUUUCAAAGGAAGGACUAGCACAGAGAACUGAACGUUUGAAGAAGAAUGUGGCAUCAAAAUUGGCAUUACAGAAAAUAAAAGAACAUGAUUCUAAUUUUAAAAUAAAAGACUUUCCUGAAAAAGCCAAGGAUAUCUUCGUUGAAGCUCAUCUUUGUCUAAACAACUCAGACCAUGACCGACUUCAUACCUUGGUUACUGAAAACUGUUUUCCGGACAUGGUCUGGGACAUCAAAUAUAAGACCGUCCGGUGGAGCUUUGUGGAAUCUUUAGAGCCGCCCCAGGUGGUUCAGAUUCGCUGUUCUCAUCUGCUAAACCAGGGCAACAUGUUUGGUCAGAUCACUGUGCGCAUGCAUACCCGGCAGACUCUGGCCAUAUAUGACCGGUUUGGUCGGUUGAUGUACGGGCAAGAAGAUGUGCCAAAGGAUGUGCUGGAGUACAUAGUAUUUGAAAAGCACCUGACAAACCCCUAUGGGAGCUGGAGAAUGCAUGGCAAAAUUAUCCCUUCAUGGGCACCCCCUAAACAGCCCAUUCUUAAGACGGUGAUGAUCCCUGGCCCCCAGCUGAAACCAUGGGAAGACUAUGAAGAGCCACAAGGAGAGGUCCAUAAGCCUCAGCUUGCCUGAUGACAAAAAUAUCUCCUGAAGUUAAGCAUGGAUGAUGAGAUGGCUAGAAUUGUGAAGUUAUCUGUCCCCAUCAUUCUGUAUUAAAAACAAAAAAACCAAAAAACUACCUUG